This is a messenger RNA of Cannabis sativa, 1815 nucleotides long. RefSeq names its product zinc finger protein SHOOT GRAVITROPISM 5. The coding region runs from base 348 to 1733 and encodes 461 amino acids. Gene Ontology annotation, cellular component: nucleus. The transcript has 3 exons. Gene Ontology annotation, molecular function: DNA-binding transcription factor activity. Lineage: Eukaryota; Viridiplantae; Streptophyta; Magnoliopsida; Rosales; Cannabaceae. The record is from RefSeq and is a predicted model, not a curated record.
AACCUUACCUGCUCAAGGUGAGGGGUCAAUGAAUUAAAAAAAAAAAGUUAUUUAAAGAAAAAAAAAGCUUAAAAAAGCCUUAAAGUUUAAAGAAAGUUGAUUGCAGAAAGCAAGAGCUUUUGCCUUACUUUCUUUUUAUUUUUUUUUUCUUUCUCUAUGAGUAAAGCUGAAUACCCACUAUUAUUCUAACUUCACUACCAGCUGUACAAAUUUUUUUGUUGGGUUUGUGUUAUAGUUUCUCCACUUAAAAACACACAAACAAAAUACCCAAAAAGAAAAAAAAAGGAAAAAAAAAAAAUAAAUAUAUAGAAAAAGUGGGAAAAAAUUUGCUCACACAAUACCACUCCAUGCUAGAAAACAACAACAAUACUGCUUCUUCUUCUGCUGCUGCUGUUGCUGCUGAUCCAUCUUCUUCUUCUGAUCAUAUUCAUCAUCAUCAUCAUCAUCAUCAAACUCACUAUGGUUUUCCUCAUAAUAAUUCUUCUGAAAAUGGGGUUGUCAUCAUCAAUAAUACCAAUACCAAAAGAAAAAGAAGACCAGCAGGCACACCAGAUCCAGAUGCGGAAGUGGUAUCCUUAUCGCCAAAGACGCUAUUGGAAUCGGACCGUUACGUUUGUGAGAUCUGUAACCAAGGGUUUCAAAGAGACCAAAAUCUUCAGAUGCAUAGAAGGAGACACAAAGUGCCAUGGAAGCUUCUGAAGAGAGAAACUCAAGAAGUUAAAAAGAGAGUUUUCGUUUGUCCUGAACCGAGUUGUCUACACCAUGAUCCUUGCCAUGCUUUGGGUGAUUUAGUUGGUAUCAAGAAACACUUUCGCCGAAAGCAUAGUAACCAUAAACAGUGGGUCUGUGAUAAGUGUUCCAAAGGUUACGCUGUACAAUCCGAUUACAAAGCACAUCUCAAAACUUGCGGUACUCGAGGCCAUUCCUGUGACUGUGGUCGAGUUUUUUCAAGAGUUGAGAGCUUCAUCGAACACCAAGACAGUUGCACAGUAAGGCAAGUCCGACCCGAGCUACAAGCUCUUCAACCAGCCUCCGCCACCGCCGCUACCACCGCUGCAGGUUGUUCGUCUCGAACGGCUUCGAGUACGAGCCCUUCGAGCGAUGCUAAUUUCAGCAAUAGUAAGGGAAAUCAUCGAUUACUCAUGAUCAAUUUGCCUAAACCCAACGAAUUAUUACCAAACAUGUUCUUAAAUAAUAACAACAUUAAGAAUCAGCAAAGUCUUCUUGAGCUUCAGCUUCUUCCUUCUACUAAUUCAUCAGAAGCGGUUGGCGGCGUUUCGAAUCAAAAUUCUUCUGAAGAGAAUUACGCUAGUACUCAUUUGAAGCUUUCGAUCGGAUCUAAUAAUAAUAAUUUGGAGGGCGGUGGUGGUGAAAAUAAUCAAGGGGCGGAAGUUUGUAGAAUGAGAGAUUUGGCUAACGAUGAGAUGAAAUUGGCUAUGGCUGAGAAGACAUACGCGGAGGAAGCUCGGCGUGAAGCUAAACGGCUUAUUGAAAUGGCUGAGAUGGAAUUCACUAACGCCAAGAGGAUAAGGCAACAAGCUCAAGCUGAGUUAGAAAAGGCUCAGUUGCUUAGAGAACAAGCCACUAAGAAAAUCAGCUCAACAAUUUUACAAAUCACUUGUCAAGCUUGUAAACAACAUUUCCAAACGACGCCGUUGGGACCUUCUGAUGAAACGACGUCGCUUGCUAUGAGUUAUAUGUCGUCCGCUACUACUGAAGGCGAAGGAGAGUAGUAGUAGUAGUAUAGUAACUAAGCUAGUAAUAAUAGUAGUAAAGAGACGUUAUGGUAAUAAUAAUUUUUAUUUUAUUUUUUCA